ACACAGCUCAGCCUUCUUCAGGGACAUUCACUCAACACCUGCAAACCCCUCUUAAGUCGCCAUGACAUCCACCGCCUCCAUGCGGAGCUACUCCGCAGGCCGACAGCCCUCCUUCUCCAGCCUGUCGCUGCGAGACAGCGGCCGCUCCCGCUCCAAGGCCUCCGUCUCGCUCUCCGCCAGCCCCCUCUCCCACUCCAUCUCCAUGAGCAGCGGCCUGAACGACGCCAGGGGCCUGUCCCUCAACGGGCCGGCGGCCGUGGUCAACGAGAAGGAGGCCAUGCAGGGCCUCAACACCCGUCUCUCCAACUACCUGGACAAGGUGCGCUCGCUGGAGAAGUCCAACGCCGACCUGGAGCUGAAGAUCAAGCAGCUGAUGCUGGAGCGGGCGCCCAAGGGCCACGACAUCGAGGGCAUGAUGGUCCAGGCGCACCUCAUCGAGAACGAGGUGAGGAAGAAGACCCUGGAGAACGCGCGCAUCAUGCUGGAGAUUGACAACGCCAAGCUGGCCGCCGACGACUUCAGAGUCAAGUGGGAGGCAGAGCUGGAUCUGUGUCAGUCUGUGGAGAGGGACUGCCAGGCUCUGAGGAAAGCCAAGUCUGACCACGAGCACAUCAUCGCCACCCUGGCCGCCGACCUGGACAGCCUGAAGGAGGAGCUGUACUUCCUGAAAAAGAACCACGAAGAGGAGCUGGCUGCGAUGAGGGCUCGCCUGGCGAAGGACGAGGUGAGCGUGGAGGUGGACGCCACCCAGGGCCAGGACCUGGGGGCCACGCUGUCCGAGCUGAGGUCGCACUACGAGGGCAUCGUGCGGAAGAACAAGGAGGACGCGGAAAUCUGGUACAAGAAGAAGCUGGACACCGUGCAGUCGGAGGUGAAGGACAGCAACGAGGCCCUGCGCAGCGCUCAGAACGACCUGGUGGAGAGACAGCGCUUCCUGCAGAACCUGGAGGUGGAGCUCGACAGCCUGCGCAAACAGGUGGCGGCGCUGGAGGGUAACCUGUGCGAGACCGGUCAGAAGUACGCCCUGGAGAUGGAGCGGCUCCAGCUGACCCUGACGCAGCUGGAGGGCGACCUGUCGCAGCUGCGUCUGGACAUGCAGCGCAACAAGACCGAGUACGAGCAGCUGCUGCGCAUCAAGCAGAACCUGGAGAUGGAGAUCGCCACCUACAGGCGGCUCCUGGAGGGCGAGGAACAGAUUAAAGAGAUCCCUCCCAAAAGAGAGCCUGAUGUCAGGACCAGGAAGAUUGUGAAGGUGGUCACCCAGACCAUGGUCAACGGCAAAGUGGUGGAGGAGUCCAGUGAGGUCGAGCAGUUCGAGGAGAAGAAGAAGUGAGAGAGAAGCUUGGGGGGACCCCUGCGACCCCCACAAAAACCUUUCUGUGGCGAUGCCACCAUUUCAGUAAUCCUCCUGAUGCUCCUCAUGGAGUUCCCAUUCUCAGCGUCGGCUAAAGUGCAUUCAUCCAUUUGGGGCGGUCUUCCUUUUCUACUGUUACAAGCUACGCUGUACGAAAAACAUGUAAUAUAUUUUGGUUUCGGGGAAUGUCUUUCCAUUUUCCAAUCUUAAAAAAAUAUAUAUAAUAAAGAUGUUUUUUGUUUCA
Messenger RNA from Conger conger (European conger), 1598 nucleotides. RefSeq lists its product as uncharacterized. NCBI's taxonomy places the organism in Eukaryota, Metazoa, Chordata, Actinopteri, Anguilliformes, Congridae. The coding region runs from base 62 to 1333 and encodes 423 amino acids. The record is from RefSeq and is a predicted model, not a curated record. Gene Ontology annotation, molecular function: structural molecule activity. The transcript has 9 exons.